Trichoplax adhaerens is the source of this 966-nucleotide messenger RNA. RefSeq lists its product as uncharacterized. The transcript is spliced from 11 exons. Lineage: Eukaryota; Metazoa; Placozoa; Uniplacotomia; Trichoplacea; Trichoplacidae. The record is from RefSeq and is a predicted model, not a curated record. Gene Ontology annotation, molecular function: SH3 domain binding. Bases 1 to 966 code for a protein of 321 amino acids. Gene Ontology annotation, biological process: signal transduction.
AUGGCAUUUUGUUCUCAUUCUAGGUACAGCUUUGAAUCUGAUGGAAAUAAACCAGCGAAUCAAGAUAAUUUGGCUACGCAGGACGCAUCUGUUCAACAUUUAAUGAGUUAUUAUCAAUGUCGUCAUUAUGGAUGGAUUAAGAAACAAGGCGGUAAUCAUAAAAAUUGGAAAACUCGGUUCAUGAUAUUGUGUCAGGGAUGUUUAUAUUACUAUGAGAACGAACAAUCAGUCAAACCGAAAGGCCAUGUUGUCCUUAAUAACUACAGAGCCUGUCCAGCUCCAGAAAUGAGAAAAAUGCCAUGGGUUUUUAAAUUACUACAUCUUCAUCCGUGCAUGAGGACGUACUACGUCUCCUGUAAAAAUAGAGAUGAAAUGCUGCGUUGGAUCGAAAUGAUCGGGAAAGACAUUGAAGUUUAUUGUAGCAGUGAUGACUGGGGUCACGGAUAUGAAAAAUAUGAUGAAGAAAGCAAUCCAGAAAACCAAAGAAGAAAUUACUUUCAAGAAAGCGAAAUUCCUGUAAAUAUAAAUGAUAAUCCACCAACUGCGACAGAAUCUAGUGACAUGAUAAAUUUCAAUUAUGACCAACAGAUUGACGGGAUAAUUAAAUCUAAAGAUUUCUUCCACGAAUAUCAAGUUGCACAUCCCAGUUCCUUGAAGCCAUGGCAAACGGAGUUAUCACAAACUUCACAAAUAGACAAAUUACACUAUUUACCAAAGUCAACAUUUAUAGGAAAAGCUGAUGUAAGCCAAGCCUUAAGACUAUUAUACCACCAACCGUUUCAGGAAGGGCUCUAUUUAAUUCGAGAAGGCAAAACUUCCAUAAAUACCACUAUGCAAAAUAUGGAUAAGGGAUGGACUCUAGAUAGGUCUUGCUGGUUUGAAAGACUAGAUCAACUGAUACGAUAUUAUCAUCAUAACAGUUUACCGAACUGUUUAUGUAAGCUGACUCGAGCAUACUCUUCGUAA